Molecule: messenger RNA, 7347 nt
Organism: Periophthalmus magnuspinnatus
Lineage: Eukaryota; Metazoa; Chordata; Actinopteri; Gobiiformes; Gobiidae
Gene: iqsec2b
Product: IQ motif and Sec7 domain ArfGEF 2b
Exons: 14
Coding region: 974-5518 (1514 amino acids)
Biological process (GO): actin cytoskeleton organization; regulation of ARF protein signal transduction
Molecular function (GO): protein binding; guanyl-nucleotide exchange factor activity
Source: RefSeq, a predicted model, not a curated record
GCGCGCAGAAAAACACCGGAGUGCGCCACCUCCAAACGCGCCGCACUUUGGGCCGGAAUACUGCGCAGAAACAGCCCAACUUUGUGCGUCAUGUGAGAGAAACGCGCGCACAUCGACGCGUCCGAGCGCAAACCAGAUUCCGCAGGUUUGAGUAAGUUGGGCUCGUGCUCCGGGCUCUGAUGGAUGCGUUUCGUGACCGGUGACGCGAGAGUCUCUGGAUGCAAACUGCAGAGACCCGCGCGCUCCGGGACGCCCCUCCGCGCGCCGCAGGAGGAGGAGGAGGUCCCCCCGCGCCUCAGGGAACAGUUUAACCCGCGAUUAUGAACUUAACAAGUGACUUUUGCGUUUGGUUCGUGCGCUAAAGCCGCAGAGCACCAUGGGUUGAAGCAGCGAUGAUGGACUGCGGGGAUGUGCAACGUGGGAGGGCGAAGAAUUUUCUGUCUUAUGUAAUGUUUGACACGGACUGAUUAUUAGAGGUGCGUCUCAGCUGGAGCCGCUCCUUCGUCACCCCUUCCCCUUUCCCCCUGGAACUUAUUAUUUUUUUUAAAGCAACUCAAAUGUCUCGGGUCAGAGGAGAUGUUUUACGCGUCAGGCUCCUUCCCAAACGUGCGUAAUGACGCGCGUGCCAAAGUCUUGACCUCCUCUUGGUAAGUGACAGACCUAAAAUGACUUCAGCUCUGACCCUCACGUCUGUUUUCUGUUUGAGAUCUGGACUCUCCUUUUCACCUUGAUGGCCACAAACGCGGGAUGAUGCAGUUUCUUCUCUUGUGAAUUAUGUAGAUUCAUAUUUGUGGAUCUUUUUGUCGCUUUUGUUUGUCCAUAAAUCCUUGAGACAUAAAGUAAACUUUUCCCAGCGCCCGCCUUGGUCCCUCCCUCCCCCCACUCUUCAGGGCUGGUGGGGGGGGGUGGAUCUUAGCCCCGAGGGGUCGUCACCGUGGCGACGCCAGGCCCCAGAGGCGUGAGGGCUGCCAUCAUGGAGAGCAGCCCCGAAAGCCCCAACCGCGCGGUGGAGUACCUGCUAGAGCUCAACAACAUCAUCGAGAGCCAAGCCAAGCUCCUGGAGACGCAGCGGCGCCGCAUCGAGGAGCUGGAGGGUCAACUGGACCGGGUCAGCCAAGAGAACCAGGAUCUGCGGCAGGAGAGGAGCCCGAGGAACGCGGCCCCGGAGCCCCCCGAGCACAACCACAACCCCGAGCACGGCCACAACCCCGAGCACGGCCACAACCCCGAGCACGGCCACAACAGCCAGCCCCUGCCCCUGUCCAUCCACGGACAGCCCCUGCCCCUCUCCAUCCACUCCUCCGCAAACCCGUCCAGCGCCCAGGCCACGGCUCCAGGGACCAGGGAACGCCGGACCCUGAGCCGACUGACCAGAGGACUGUCCUGUGGCUCCAACCCCCCGGACCGCGACCGCCUGGAGCGCUCCGACAGCACAGACACCAACUCCAGCUCCACCAUACGGAGGAAUGUGGAAGGAGACUCCCAGUGUCCAGACUCCAGCUCUCACAAAGACACCUCCUUCGUCCCCUCGCCGUACCUACGCGGCGCUGACCGCUUCACCGACACCUCUGCCCCGGGCUCCAGGGGCCCCACAUGUGUCCCGACCUCCAACUCCGCCAGCUUGGCCUGGGCGCUGCGGACUCGCCACCAACCGGCCAGUCUGGCCCUGCGUAAGCAGGAAGAGGAGGAGAACAAGAGAUGCAAGGCCCUGUCCGACAGUUAUGAGCUUUCAACAGAUCUGCAGGACAAAAAGGUGGAGAUGUUGGAGAGAAAGUACGGAGGCUCGUUUGUAAGUCGCAGAGCGGCGCGUACCAUUCAGACGGCCUUCAGGCAGUAUCGCAUGAACAAGAACUUCGAACGGCUCCGAAGCUCCGCCUCCGAGAGCCGCAUGACCCGCCGCAUCAUCCUGUCCAACAUGAGGCUGCAGUAUUCCUUUGACGAGCGCCAGCCGCAGCAGCAGGCCCAAACGCAGACCAGCUUCACCCACAGCGUGGCCAUCGGACCCCCCCACUCCCCAGACGCAGACUGCUCCGGAGACUACACCCACCUGGAGGACUCCUUCUCCAAACAGGUGAAGUCACUGGCUGAUUCCAUCGACGAUGCCCUCACCUGCCGCACCAGUCGUAAUGACUCUCAGGAGGGCAGCCGCGAGGGCGGGGGCCUGAGCGAGGACUUUGGGGAGUGCGUGUGGAGCAGCGGCAGUAACCCGUCCUCUCAGAGGGGGCUCGGGGACAGGCCCCGGGGUCCCGGCGGGGGGCUGAGUAUGCACGGAGACAGCACCGCCACCUCCUACAGCGACGUCACGCUGUACAUGGACGACGGGAUGCCCUCCUCCCCUCUGUCCCUGGACCGGGCCCCCAGCAGCACAGACACAGAGUACUGGGGCCCCGGGACAGGCGUGGGGGUACGGGAGGACAGCAGGGACACAGAGGGGGGAGGGAGCAGUAACAGCCGCCGCAGCACGCCCUGCACAGAGUGUCGGGACUACAGACUGAGAGGAACUCACCUGCCUCUGCUCACCAUCGAACCGCCCAGCGACAGCUCCGUGGACAUGAGCGACCGCUCGGACCGCGGCUCUCUCAGCAGACAGCUGGUGUACGAACAGGAGUCUGGGGUCUCAGGCUCCCCUCAGGGAACCCUUAAACACUCCCCGGGCACCGGGACGCGCCCCUCGUCUACGGCCGCCGCGCAGGGCCAGACGCGGCCCGCGGGCCGGCCCAUCCCGUCCCACAUCCCUCACCAGGUAGUGGCCCAUCAUCAUCACCACCACCCCAUCCACCACCACCAGUACCCCGACACUCCCUCCUCCUCUUCCUCUCCUCAGCAGCCCCCCACCACACCGCUGUCCUCCUCGUCCUCCACAGUGCUGCCCCCUGGUGGUUUGGAGCAGCCCUGCUGUUCAGACGGAGACAAUGACUCACUAAACUCCACAACAAACUCCAACGAGACGGUCAACUGCAGCUCCGGCUCCUCGUCCCAGGACAGCCUCCGGGAGCCCCUCCCACCGCUGGGCAAACAGACGUAUCAGAGAGAGAGCCGCCACAGCUGGGACUCUCCGCCUUUCAACAGUGACGUGGUCCAGAGACGACAGUAUCGCAUCGGUCUCAAUCUGUUCAACAAGAAGCCAGAGAAAGGGAUCCAGUACCUCAUAGAACGAGGGUUUGUAUCAGACACUCCCGUCGGCAUCGCUCGCUUCAUCCUGGAGCGGAAAGGUCUGAGCCGACAAAUGAUCGGAGAGUUUCUCGGAAAUCGACAAAAACAGUUCAACAAAGACGUUUUAGAUUGUGUGGUGGAUGAGAUGGAUUUCUCAGGGAUGGACCUCGACGACGCUCUGAGGAAAUUUCAGGCUCAGAUCAAAGUUCAAGGAGAAGCUCAGAAGGUGGAGCGGCUCAUUGAAGCGUUUAGUCAGAGGUACUGCGUCUGCAACCCGACCCUCGUCCGACAGUUUCAAAACCCAGACACCAUCUUCAUCCUCGCCUUCGCCAUCAUCCUCCUCAACACCGACAUGUACAGCCCCAACGUCAAAGCCGAGAGGAAGAUGAAACUGGACGAUUUCAUCAAGAAUCUCAGAGACAAUGGGCAGGAUAUCCCGAGAGACUUGCUUGUUGGAAUCUACCAGCGGAUUCAGAAAUGGGAACUCCGGACGAACGAUGACCACGUGUCCCAAGUGCAAGCUGUGGAAAGAGUCAUAGUGGGAAAAAAGCCAGUGCUGUCUCUUCCUCAUCGUCGGCUCGUCUGCUGCUGCCAACUCUACGAGGUGCCCGACCCGAACCGGCCUCAGAGGACCGGAGUGCACCAGCGCGAGGUUUUUCUGUUCAACGACCUCCUAGUGGUGACCAAAAUUUUCCAGAAGAAGAAAACCUCAGUGACGUACAGUUUCAGACAGUCGUUUCCUUUGGUUGAGAUGCAAGUGCACAUGUUUCAGAACUCAUAUUACCCCCACGGUAUUCGCCUGACCUCGGCCGUCCUGGGCGGAGAAAGAAAGGUUCUCAUUGUGUUCAUGGCGCCCAGUCAGCAGGACCGAACUCGCUUUGUGAGCGACCUCAGGGAGAGCAUCGCCGAAGUGCAGGAGAUGGAGAAAUACAGAGUGGAAUCUGAGUUGGAGAAACAGAAAGGUGUGAUGCGCCCGAGCCUGCUGACGGGAGGUGUGGUGGGGGGUGUCGGCCUGAAGAGCGAAGUCGUCAAUGGCUCUUUGGGAAGAACGAGCUUUGACGACAACUGCUCCAUGGGCGAGGGCCUCAAACGCACCGCGCUCAGCUCUUCACUCAGGGACCUCUCCGAGACAGGGAAGCGUGGGCGCAGGAACAGUGUUGGUUCUCUGGACAGUACCAUGGAAGGCUCUGUCAUUAGCAGCCCACAGCCGCACCAGCGUUACGCAGUGCCUGGGGUUGUCUCUGGAUGUUAUGGAUCAGAAGACUUCCGGCCUCACCGCCCCAUCCUGAGCCCCGGAACGGGGGUGGGGGGUGGGCCGGGGCAGCAACAUACCACUGCUGGGACAGGAGUUGGGGGAGUCUCCAGCAGUGUAGAGAGAGCAGGAGCGGGGAGCGGCCCUGGGGGGAGCGGCAGCAACAACAGCGGCUCUUUCCUGGGCUCACUAUUCGGCAGCAAGCGCGCCAAACCACCUGGGCCCCUUAUUCCACCGGGGCCACAGUACCCCGCACCUGUCCCCCCGCCGACCACAGGGGGGCCCCCUCCUCACUCCCCAUCAUCUCUGUGCCAACUAGAGGGGGGCCCUACCAAGAUUCAAGCCCUGCACGCACAGUACUGUCACGCCAACACCGUGCAGCCGCCUCCACCUUACUACCAUCACCAUCGUUACCACGUCCAGCCUAUCCCUCCACCUUUACAAGGAGUAUCCCCUCUUACCUUACAGAGAGGCCCGCUACCCUGUCGGCCCCCCCUCGGCCCGCCGCCGCUUACGCCGCACCCGCAGCUGGCCCAUCUCUCCCAGCUCUCCCAGCAUGGGCUUCAGGGUCGCUUCGGCAACAUGGUGGUGGGGUGUCCCCCGCCCCUUUCUCCUCACUCCCAGCAUUCCCAGAACCCCCUGGCCUUGUACCACGUACAGCCCACACACUCAGUCAGAGGGGGCGGCGGCCCUGGUACCAAACCGCCGCUAACCCUGUCCCAUUCCCACCCGCACCCCCACGCACACUCCCAAACCCACCCCGGGCACGUGCACACACCACACCCGGGUACACACUCCAGCCACCAAACACACUUCAUAUUCGGUACUCUGCCCCACAAUCUACCGUCCGCUACCGUGAAUGCGCAUCACGCAGCCUCCGCCGGCCCGUAUCUGCCCCAGUACCCUCCUCUUUCUUCUAUCCCCCCUCCCCCACCGCACUCCCCUUUACCCCCCCCUUCGUCCCCCCUUACCCCUCUUACCCCUCUCUCCCCUCACCCCCCCCAGCACCCCGGGCCGCCUCAGCAGGCGCCAUCGGCGACGGGGGCUGGGGCGACAGGUACCGCGGGCAGCUCCAAAUCCAAACCUAUCAACCGGAUAAGUACCGUAGUGUGAAUCGGACUUGGUCCCGGAGCCAGCGCUCGGACGAGCGGCUGGAGCACAGAGCCAGGGGGCGGGUCAAAGCGUCUCGCACAGAGAGUAACAGCAGCGGCGUGACGGACAAGAGGAAACGCAGCCUGCUCCGCCUCUGCUACUUCCACCUGCGGUUCCCUCACAUGUAGGAGGAGCCGCGAACAAGAACAUUUGAAAUGCGCCGACACACAAUCAGAAAAGUCUAUAGCCAUAAGAUGAAAAACUAUAUACUUAUAUAUAUCUUGAGUUUGAAUUGUUCAGAGUCUAAUUAAACAUGAUAAGACUAUUUACAUGUGCAGUAUCUUUGUGAUAAUGUGACAGAUCCAGACCAUGUUGUACCUUCAGCUGCUUUACACAGGGAACACAAAAGAAGUCUGCCAGGGUCGCCAACAUGUCUCUGACUUUGCAAUAAUUUACUUGGCUUUAUGACGUCUGUCGAUUCUCGCAGGUCCUGCUUCGUGGCAUUUUUUUUCUCAAACAAAAAAUAGUAAGACCUCAGAUUUUUGCUUUGUUUAAAACUAUGAAACGAGUGCACGGUUUCCUUGUCUUUUGCUUAAGGCUCAGUUACACAAGGCCACCUGGCUUUAAACACAUUAAUGCGGAGUUUGAGACUCAAAGAUACAAUCAUUAAUUUAAUUUGAAUGUUUCCAAAGCUUUUUGCUGUUUUAUUGUUAUUAUAAUAUACCUGCUAUGAGUAUGAUGAAUAUUGUUCUGUUUUGAUCAGUGACUAUAUCGGCAGAUGUAUGUAAGUGGUUAUAGAAAGUUUAUGCACAUAUAAGUCUCCACAUUUUGCCAUAGCCCCUCGAGGGCGAUCUAAUGUGAAGUGUUCCCCCGGUCUUUUUACAAAAUUAAUUUGUAAUUUAUCUAAGUAUUUAAAAUAAUGAAUGUGAUUUUCCAUCACCAAAUCUAAACUUGUUUUGAGGUUUGUGUGUUUAUUACAAACCUUUUCAUAAUUUAAAUCUCAAAUGUGGAAUAGCAGAUUUUUUCUUCUCUGUGCCACCUGUGACCUUUGACCCUUUGACCUUCAUUUUACGUUGAACUAUGUUUUAAAGACGCACGAUUUGACCUGAGGUUUUGUGAUUUUGCACAUGUGAUGUCUGAACUUAAUGGCCUUUUUCUAAUUCUCCCUUUCUUGCCAUUAGAGAUCUUUAUAUAUUUUCAGAUGCCUUUGCAUCCAGAGCAGGGCUUUGUUUGAAAUGUCAAGAAUGUAAAAUAGCCUUCAGCUUUUGUGUUUCCCCUUUUGCUACUACAUUUGAGGCACUGGAGCCUUUUUGGUAACACAGAUGAACAAAGGUCAGACUUCUUAUGGAAACAUUGUCUUAAAAUGGCAAGAAAACUUAGAAGACUUGAAUGAGACUUCUAUGGAGAGAAUGUGAGAUAAAAAUAUGAACGUUUGUGCUAUUCCUUUACCGUGUCUUUGACUCUUUUGCAUGAAUAUGUCAGCACUUAUUCAAUAGAUUAUAUUGUAUAAACCUGAAUGUACAUAAUAUAAUUAUAUAAGCUUCUCAUAACAUAUACUGCCAUUAUGUUUUCAGAUAUGUGCAUGUGACUGCCUGUGUACAUACAGAGAUAUGAAGGCCAAAAGAAAUGAAUUUCUUUUCAUUUAUUAUAAUUUCGACUGAAGGAGCGAGGAUGUGCUAAUGUCAGCAGUGCAACAAUGAAAACUUUACAUUGGUGCAUUUAUUAAAAUUAUUUUAAACACAUGUUUAAAUUGUAUUCAUGUGUGUAUAGGCCUAUGUGUGUUUUGGAAGAAUAGAGAAUUGAGAUGUGAAUAUUUAUUGCUACUGAUAAAUUAAAGUGUCCUUGGAGUG